Messenger RNA from Brassica rapa (field mustard), 1720 nucleotides. RefSeq names its product polypyrimidine tract-binding protein homolog 3. Lineage: Eukaryota; Viridiplantae; Streptophyta; Magnoliopsida; Brassicales; Brassicaceae. Gene Ontology annotation, molecular function: RNA binding. The record is from RefSeq and is a predicted model, not a curated record.
GAAAUAAGAGAGAGAGAAACUUAAAGAUAAAUAGUAGAGAUAGGGUUAAAGCAUUGACGACGAAAAAGGCUUCUUCGAUCUACACUUCUCUUCUCUCCUCUCUCUCUCUCUCUCUCUCUCGCAGGCAAGGUUGGUAAUGGCGGAAUCAUCCAAAGUCAUUCAUGUUCGUAAUGUCGGACAUGAGAUUUCUGAAAAUGACUUGCUUCAGCUUUUCCAACCAUUUGGUGUCAUAACUAAGCUCGUCAUGCUCAGGGCAAAGAAUCAGGCUCUUCUCCAGAUGCAAGAUGUUUCUUCAGCAAUCACUGCUCUUCAGUUCUUCACUAAUGUGCAGCCAACCAUAAGAGGUAGGAAUGUGUAUAUCCAAUUCUCGUCCCACCAAGAAUUGACAACAGCCGAGCAGAAUAUUCAUGGACGUGAAGAUGAGCCGAAUCGUAUUCUCUUGGUCACAGUCCAUCACAUGCUGUAUCCAAUUACCGUUGACGUCCUGCAUCAAGUUUUUUCUCCUUAUGGAUUUGUGGAGAAGAUCGUCACUUUCCAGAAGUCUGCUGGUUUUCAAGCUCUUAUACAGUAUCAGGCACAACCGUGUGCUGCCUCUGCUAGAACUUCUCUACAGGGUCGUAACAUAUAUGACGGGUGUUGUCAGUUGGAUAUCCAGUUCUCAAACCUUGAGGAGCUGCAAGUAAAUUACAACAACGAUCGAUCUAGGUAUUCAUUUUGUUCUUUGCGGUUUGAUGUCAUCUUGUUGUUCAUGUUAACUGAUUUCAUGUGGCCUUUGAAUAGGGAUUAUACAAAUCCAAACCUGCCAUCAGAGCAAAAAGGCCGUUUACCUCACCCUGGCUACGGUGAUGCAGGAGUGGCAUAUCCCCAGAUGGCAAACACAUCUGCGAUUGCAGCUGCCUUUGGCGGUGGCUUGCCUCCGGGUAUAACUGGCACAAAUGAUAGGUGUACAAUCCUUGUCUCUAAUCUUAAUACUGAUAGUGUUGAUGAGGAUAAGCUGUUCAAUCUGUUUUCUCUUUACGGGAACAUUGUGAGGAUAAAGCUUCUUCGAAACAAACCUGACCAUGCCCUUGUCCAAAUGGGAGAUGGUUUCCAGGCUGAGCUUGCAGUACAUUUCCUUAAGGGAGCGAUGCUGUUUGGUAAGCGGCUAGAGGUAAACUACUCUAAGCAUCCAAAUAUUACACCAGGGACAGACUCGCAUGAUUAUGUAAACUCGAACCUGAACCGCUUCAACCGCAAUGCUGCAAAAAACUACCGCUAUUGCUGCUCCCCUACCAAGAUGAUUCACUUGUCCACUCUUCCGCAAGACGUGACAGAGGAAGAAGUGGUGAACCAUGUCCAAGAGCACGGGGCGAUACUGAACACAAAAGUGUUUGAGAUGAACGGGAAAAAGCAAGCUCUGGUGCAGUUUGAGAACGAGGAGGAAGCUGCGGAAGCACUGGUUUGCAAGCACGCGACCUCUCUAGGCGGAUCAAUUAUCAGAAUCUCCUUCUCUCAGCUACAGACAAUUUAAAGUCGACAAAGGCCUCUCUCUCUUUUCUCUCUCUCUCACCUCUAAUAACAUUUGGGUAUGGUGAGGAUGAUCAAUGUGUGUUUCUUUAACUCAAAUAUCUCUGCUACUUGUUUGGACUUUUCUGCACUCUUUUUAAACUUGGUCCCUUGGUUUAAAUUUGUUUGUGUUGAUUUAAUGGUAAUAAACAUUUAAUGGUUAUCUUUAUUAUGA